Messenger RNA from Klebsormidium nitens, 2328 nucleotides. Lineage: Eukaryota; Viridiplantae; Streptophyta; Klebsormidiophyceae; Klebsormidiales; Klebsormidiaceae. The record is from the annotation of a GenBank genome assembly.
AUGACGGCCUACAGGGAGCUGCUCGACUCUGCCGGGAUCCCCUUCGGCAGCCUGGAUCACACCCUCACACAGUCGGGCGGCAGGCACGCCUUCUUCAGCUACGAAAAGUCGGUGCGGGCGGGGCUGGCGAUCGAGCCGUGGAAGGCGAAUCAGAUGAGCAACAUGGUGAAGAUGGUGCUGGACGGGCAGAGCGUGAGCAUGGACCUUCGGGGCGACGGUGGUCUGAUCAUACUGCCCCCCACGUCGAUCACCUUCAGCAAGACCACGGGCGAGACCCGGUACUACCAGGCCCUCCGGCCGAUUCCGGGCAAGGGAGAGCUGCCCGCCAUGCCGCCAGUGCUGAUCGAGCUGCUGAACUCACAGGCCCCCGCUCAGAGGGAGGGCACGUGCCGGGGGCCGAGGCCAGCCAGUAGGGUUGCGAGAGGGGCUGGGGUUGCCCUCGGGGUCGAGGGUGAGACGGCGCGGCCGAUCCCGGUGGCCGAGGGCGAGCUGUCCGCCUCGGUCGUGGCCCGGUUGGACGCUAUCUUGAGUUGCCGGGGCAGCCGCUCUUACGUGUACUACAAGAGGGAGCGCAUGGAGAGUGGCGAGUGGCGCUUCGAGUACAAGCCUCAGGGGGGGACGGACCGAUUCACCGAGCGGUGCCACGGCGGGGUGUGCGACCGGCGUGCAAGGACGGAGUUGGAGGAGGAUCCUGCGUUGGCGGGCAUCGUCGUGGGGGAGUGUGGCAUCGGGCCCGUCUCUGGAACGGACCAGAGCAUCUACAAGCGGGUUCCGCUCGACAUGGCGGCAAGGUACCUGUGGUUGUCUGCGGAUGGCGGGUCGCGCCUCCUUCGAGCUCUCUACGCUGGGGAUCCGCGCAUCAAGUGGGUGGCGGGCAGCAGCAGCGGGAGCGGUGCCGGCUUUUACUUCUGGAACGCGCGGGUCUUCGAGAAGGACAUCCCGGAGGCACAGGGCGGUAUGGUGCACAACAUCAUAGCCGACCAGCUGACGCAAGCGACCGACCGGGCGUACAGGGAAGCGGCCAAGCUGGCGAAGGCGGCUGAGGAGGAGGGCGACGAGGAUGCGGUGAAGCGGCUGGCAAAGCUGCUCCCGAAGAGGCGGCCCCGCUGGAAUGGGGCCGGUGGCCCCGGUGGUGUGAUCAACAAGUGGGCCCUGCCCGUCAAGAACGGGGUCAUCGACCUGAAGGACGGCACGUUGAAACCUCAUCACCCCCGGUACCUGUUCUCUUCUACGCUCGGGUCGGACUAUCCUCGAGAUGGCCUCCUGCACCCAACGCCGCUGGUCGACAAGAUCUUGAGGGACGCGUGGAUGGUGGACGUGUACCCGGAGCGGGCGGAGAUCGUGUCCUACCUGCAGCGGGUACUGGGGUACUUGCUAACCGGCGACGUGGAUGAGCGGGUCCUGGUGUACAUAUGUGGUCCUACAGCCUCCGGCAAGGGGCUGCUGAUGGAGGCUGUCAGAGACUUGCUGGGGUUGUUCUUCCUCCAAGGCAACAAGAGCCUCAUCUUCAGGGCUGCGGGGCAGGGGGAGAUCUCCAGGGGUGGUGCGAACACGGAUUUGGCAGCUACGAAGAAGAAGCGCGUGGUGUUGAUCGACGAGAGCGGCGCAAUGGACCGGGUGGAUGAUGCAGGAGUGAAGUACAUGACUGGGGGGGCGGACAUAAACGCGAGGGAUCUGUACGAGAGGGGUGCGGAUGCGACUUUCAAGCCGACGGCCAAGUUUGUGGUGACGUCCAAUCGUCCGCCGCUUCUUGAUUUUGCGGAUGCUGCGAUGGAGGAUCGGCUGAUAUACUUCCCGUUGGAGCGUUCUUUCGUCAAGCGAGAGAAUUACGUGGAAGGGGACCCGAGGAUUCGUCCGAGGGAUCUGACGUUGAAGGACCAGAUGAAGACCCCCGAAGCGCAGCAGGAACUUCUGGUUUGGCUGGUGAACGGGCAAGUCACCAAUUCGAAGAACGGUGGCAUCGGGGACCAGCCCGCAUAUCUGAAGCAGUGCAAGCAGGAGCUGUAUGCUAGUAACGACCCAUUGGAGGUGUUCAUAAAGUCGGAAUGUGAGGUUGGACAGAGCUUCCUGAUCCAAACCUCUGUCAUGCACGCGGCAUACAACGCGUAUCUCAACCAAGAGCAGAAGGGGAAGUGCAAGCCGUCUGCCCUGACGAAGGAUCUGAAGGCGAAGGGUUUUAACAAAGGGGAAAGGAUCAGGCAUCAUGCUACGAUGAACCAGUUCACGGCAUACAAGGGUUUGCGAUUGAAGAAAGAGAGUGUCUCUUGGGACAUGGUGCAAGGAGUGUUUCUAGAAACAGAUGACGAGCGAAGGGCUGGUCGCCGCUAG